UUCAGGUCCAAUAAGUUGAAUAGAACGCACCCUAAGUGUGGAAUACUCGCUCGAGUGUGAGCAAAUUCUCAACCGUAUCUCACAGUUUGCACCAUGCUUGAAUUUGCUAGAGGUGACACAAUUCUGGAAAUUCAAGCUGCUAAUUGACGCAAACUCCAUACUCGAUCGGUUGAUUUUCUUCUACAAAUUACUCAAGAUCAGUGCUUUUGAGAAAAUUCAUCAUAUUUUGCUGUUUAUGAAAUGAAAAAAGUUCCAGAUUAAUCCCCAACUCUCAUUCAAUUAGUUCCGACGAAGUCAUAAAUUCCCUAAUUUCCGUAUCUUCUUUUGUCCAUGCAACACCUAAGUGAUAUUCUUGGGAAUUUUGUUGAAAUUCAAUGGGCUUUCUGUGACCUUAUGCUAUUUUUUGUUUUCUACAUUGUAUUUGCACUAGAUUUGUGUGAUGCAGGUAGUUCAUUGAUUAGGUUUUCGGCCUUUUGCCUGCAAGAAAUCAUUCCCUAUUUUUUAGUUAUGGGCAUACUUCAGUUCUUUAGAAAUAUCUUGUAACAUAAACAAAUUCUAUUCUCUCCCCUUAUCUUCUUUCAUAUUGGCAGGAAGUUCAAAUCUUUCUUUGUUGCAGACCGCAGAAGCAAGGGGAGCAGGGAAGCAAAGCAUAGCAAUGGUUGCAGAGCCUUGAUUACUCUAAAUGGGGAAUCAUUUCUUUAUGGCCAGCCAUGAGAAGUUUCACAAGGAGGCUGACAAGAAUUACUGGAAGACAAUUUCAGAGCUCAUUCCUAAUGAAGUCCCUACUAUAGAGAAGAAAAGAGGGAAAAAGGAGCAGGAGAAGAAGCCUUCUAUUGCUGUGAUUCAAGGACCAAAGCGCGGGAAGCCUACUGACCUCGCAAGGAUGAGGCAAAUACUUGUGAAGCUGAAACACAAUACUCCUAUCCACCUUAAACUAGCCUCACCACCUGCAGAUGCCAAAACCGAUGGUACCACUCCUGAGGCCUCCCAGACCGCAGCUGCUGCUGUUACGCCAGAGGCUGUAGCUGUUGCAUGAUUGGUGAUUUACAUUUGAAGGUCUCUGUAUGCUAUAGAAGUAUCGGAAGGUAGAUGGUUUCGCCUUCGCUGUGUUGCUUCAAUGUAGAGUCAAUGACUUGCUACAUUGACGGUGCAUGAUUUUCUAGUUCAUUAUGGCCUGGCCCAUUACAUGCCUGUGGGACGAGUGUAAUAUAUGAAGUAGAAUGUGAAGCCACCAGAUUUUAUGUAUGUAGCAUAUUGACAUGGUUGGAGUCUGAAGGCUAAAGCUACAUAAUUCAAAUUUUAUUAGCUUUCAAUGCCAUCCUCUCUGACACCUUAGCUUAUGCGAGGUGUCUUUUGUGGAAUAGGAAGCGGGAUAGAUAUCACCAAUUCCAACUUCCCUUAUUUUUCAGGAUUUUGAGCUUAACAAGUAUCUAGCACGAUUCAAGCACAGUAGAUUAGUUUUUGAAUCGAGUCAUGCAGGGUCAUGCUCGCAAUUGACUCACUUGAUUAACACCCUAGUAGUCUUGUAAAGGAAGACGGAGGUGAGUCACUGAGAUAAUGAGAUUUCAAUAAAUUUGUUAUUUAUAUUCCCAACACAUGCCAAACCAGAAAUUCUUGUUUGAUUUUGUAAAGGAAGACGGAGGUGAGUCACUGAGAUAAUGAGGUUAAGUUGUUCCAUGCUUAUUUCUAAGUACUAAUUAAAUAGAAUAUGUCAUUUAAAUCUUUCCAUAAUAAUCUCAAUCAUUUGUUUGUCGUUUAAAGCCACUACUCUCCUGAGAAGAUUUAUUUGUCUUUGCUAAUUACUAGUGUAAUGAUGAUUGUUUCCACCCUGUCUUGACUAAUCAUAAUCUCUUGUUUUACUCUUUCACCCCACCUUUAGCUAAUUUUUGCUUCUUUUUUAAUGAUCAGCUGCAAUGGAGUACCAUUGUCAAUAGUCAAAUUAAAUUACUUAGAUUAUGUAUCAUCUUCAACACCUACUUUGAUCUUUUUGUAAGUGAUCUUCUGAGUGC
Molecule: messenger RNA, 2009 nt
Organism: Beta vulgaris subsp. vulgaris (sugar beet)
Lineage: Eukaryota; Viridiplantae; Streptophyta; Magnoliopsida; Caryophyllales; Amaranthaceae
Product: clathrin light chain 2-like
Exons: 3
Coding region: 683-1036 (117 amino acids)
Biological process (GO): intracellular protein transport; clathrin-dependent endocytosis; clathrin coat assembly
Cellular component (GO): plasma membrane; clathrin coat of coated pit; clathrin coat of trans-Golgi network vesicle
Molecular function (GO): clathrin heavy chain binding; structural molecule activity
Source: RefSeq, a predicted model, not a curated record